AAAAUUUUUUAACCCAUUCAAUCACAAAUUAACAAUUUUUGCAAAUACAGAAAUAUAUAACUUAAUAUAUUUCUUUUUUAGCCCCCAUUUCUUCUUCCUCACCGCUGCGUCGCCUCAACCAAGUCUGCUGCUGCUUCUCCUUCUCUAUUCCCUCUUUCAAUCCAUAUAUAAAUGAUUGGCUGUGAGGUGGAAAAUCAACAGGAUUAGGAGGACACUCUUUUGUCUUAAAGAUGGCUUCCGUGGGCAUGGUGCCUACUUCUGGUUUAAGAGAAUCUAGUACUGCCGGUGUUGAGAAGUUACCUGAGGAGAUGAACGACAUGAAAAUCCGAGAUGACAAAGAAAUGGAAGCAACAGUAGUGGACGGCAACGGGACUGAGACAGGGCAUAUAAUUGUGACAACUAUUGGUGGUAGAAAUGGGCAGCCAAAACAGACGAUAAGUUACAUGGCUGAACGUGUGGUUGGACAUGGAUCAUUUGGAGUUGUCUUCCAGGCAAAGUGCUUGGAGACGGGUGAAACUGUUGCUAUAAAGAAGGUUCUUCAAGAUAAGAGGUACAAGAACCGUGAGCUGCAAACAAUGCGACUUCUUGACCACCCAAAUGUUGUGGCUUUGAAACAUUGCUUUUUUUCAACAACUGAGAAGGAUGAACUUUACCUUAAUUUGGUACUUGAGUAUGUACCUGAAACUGUUCAUCGUGUAAUCAAGCACUAUAACAAGUUGAACCAAAGGAUGCCGUUGGUAUAUGUUAAGCUUUAUACAUACCAGAUAUUUAGAGCUUUGUCUUACAUCCACCGCAGCAUUGGUGUGUGUCAUCGGGACAUCAAACCGCAAAACCUUUUGGUAAAUCCGCAUACUCAUCAAGUUAAACUGUGUGAUUUUGGAAGUGCGAAAGUUUUGGUGAAAGGGGAACCAAAUAUAUCCUACAUCUGCUCAAGGUAUUAUAGAGCACCUGAGCUAAUAUUUGGAGCAACCGAGUACACUACAGCUAUUGACAUCUGGUCUGCUGGUUGUGUCCUUGCUGAAAUGUUACUUGGACAGCCUUUGUUUCCUGGUGAGAGUGGGGUCGACCAGCUUGUUGAGAUUAUUAAGGUCUUGGGCACUCCAACCCGAGAAGAAAUUAAGUGCAUGAAUCCUAAUUAUACAGAGUUCAAAUUCCCUCAGAUUAAGGCUCACCCAUGGCACAAGAUAUUCCAUAGGCGUAUGCCUCCUGAAGCUGUUGAUUUGGUGUCAAGAUUACUCCAAUACUCCCCGAAUCUCCGAUGUUCUGCUCUAGAUGCCUUGAUCCAUCCUUUCUUUGACGAGUUGCGUGAUCCAAAUGCCCGCUUGCCAAACGGCCGUUUCUUGCCGCCAUUGUUUAACUUCAAACCUCAUGAACUGAAAGGCGUUCCGGAGGAGAUAACAGCGAAACUGAUACCGGAGCAUGCAAGAAAGCAAUGUCCAUCACUUGGAUUGUGAUUUUGAUGUGUAACUCAACUAGUAGCAAAAGUGGAUUAUCAUUAUGGAAGCUUUUAUGGUGUUUGUUGUUGAUCUAUGCCCCAGUUUUUUGUUCUUGUUGCAUGCAUGUGUUGUUGUUGUUUAUGUAAAAGCAGAUUUUAGACAUAAAAAUCGUCCAUCCCACUGUCUUCUAUAUAUUUCUUUCAAGAUUUGUAACAUCAUCAUGGAGACCAACUUAUGUUCUACUCUCAUAUAUGUUAUUGUAUGUAAUGUAAUUGUCGAGACCCUAGUAGUGAAGGAAACAUCAGUGUUUAGUUUA
Molecule: messenger RNA, 1752 nt
Organism: Gossypium raimondii (Peruvian cotton)
Lineage: Eukaryota; Viridiplantae; Streptophyta; Magnoliopsida; Malvales; Malvaceae
Product: shaggy-related protein kinase alpha
Exons: 13
Coding region: 231-1454 (407 amino acids)
Biological process (GO): protein phosphorylation; signal transduction
Cellular component (GO): cytoplasm
Molecular function (GO): ATP binding; protein serine/threonine kinase activity
Source: RefSeq, a predicted model, not a curated record